Messenger RNA from Closterium sp. Naga37s-1, 600 nucleotides. The record is from the annotation of a GenBank genome assembly. Lineage: Eukaryota; Viridiplantae; Streptophyta; Zygnematophyceae; Desmidiales; Closteriaceae.
AUGCAAUCUACACUACCGCUAGCGUCUACAGUGUCGCUUCCGGAACAUACAGGAGUGUUGCUGCCUGGAGGCUACGUCAUCGUGGACCCGCGCAGCGCUGAGGUGGCACAGAUUGCGGAAUUCGUGGUCGCGGACAUGAAUGCUAAGAUGGACGCGGAUGUGCAUUUAGAAAUCGUCAACGCAGCGGAAAAGCACGCCUCGAGCGGUCACAGCUCCUCGGGUUACAACUCUCAAAGUUUCAGCUACGACGUGGUUUUCACCGCUACAACCACCACCCACGCCACCCACGCGCACUCCCCAAGCCGGAAAGCGAGCGUCGCGGAGCGGUGGUCGAAAAUGAUUACCAGCCAGCUGGCUUAUGUGGUGAUGCGGGCUGAGAGUGAGGAGAAUGAAGAGGAGGAGAGUGAGGGGGAGGAGAGUGAGAGGGAGGAGAUUGAAGCGGAGGAGAGUGAGGAGACAGAGGGGAACGGCGACCAGCGCCCCUCCUGCCGGGCUUGUCCGUGCCUGUCGCAGUUCCCAAAGCAGGCGACUGUAGCACCGGCCGUAGCGCAGGGAGAGACCCAUUGGGAGAGCGGUACACCCAGGCUGGGCUGUCGGUGA